UGUGCAUUAGACCUGGCGCAGCUUAUAUGAGAUUUUUUUUUUUUUGGAAUUUUGAGUACGGGGAUUGGUCAAAUAUGCGAUUCGAUGUAAUAAUUCAUGUGGUAAAUUUUUAACUCGAUCAGAGUGUGCCAACCUGUGCCAUAAUGAGGUCAAAGGUCAAAAUAUAGAAAAACACUUGGUUUUUUUACUGUUAUCUGUUUAUUUAUUAUAUAUAGAAUGUAAUGACCUCAUUUUUUCUCAAUAUUUUGCACAAUAAUUUUUUCUAUAUGUCCAAUGAUAAGAAAAUUUAUAAAUAUUAGAAAAGAGUAAAUUAGUAAAAAUUCCAUUGAACUGAGGCGGGCCACUGACUACACAAAUUAUCUGCACAAGACUGUUGUUGGAAUUGAGUGGAAUUGCGUUCACUGAGUUCACAACAACAAAUUACUCGAAUGUAAUGUAGUCAGUGGCCCGCCUAACGGUAAAUUCAUACAUUACCGUUCACAUACGCCAAUGUUGAUAAUUAGACAGACUGAGACGUGCAAAUAGAGCUUUUAAUAUUUUGUCAUUGCGAAAUUGACUGUGGUUAAGAAAGGGUCUUUAUUAAAAUAAUUAAAAAUAGUAAAAGUUAUACUGCAAUAUCGUGAUGGCUGUAAAUAAUUUUGUUACACUUAGAUCUGCUGACGCAAAUGUAUAUUUGAUAGGAAAAUGUGAAAAAAAUAUACUUGGAAGCAAGUUACCGUCAAAACUACAAGUGCUGAAAUGUUUUUUUUACUAUGUGCGGUGUGAAAAGAAAACAAUUAAGGAAAGUGCUAAAUUGGCUUCGAAGGAAAUAUUGCCUUUUUGGGAAAGAGCACGUAUUCCAACGUUAAACAAAAGAACUUGUGACGAUAAAUUAGUGAAAUUAUAUGAUGAGUGGAGAACUGUACAGAAAUUUUGUACAUCUUCGUUUCCUAGUUCUCGUAAAAAGGAAAAUGAUUUCAAUGAUAAUUUGAACAAUUUAUUCGAUAUUGCACAUGCUGAUGCUUUAGAAAUGAUAGCUAUUCCUGAGGACCGAGACUUUUUAAUUAAACAAAGAGAACCGGGUCGUGUUGGGAGCAUGAUUUCUAUAGAUCAAUGUCUCGCAAAUAAAGAAAAACGGAAGGCGCAAAGGUUAGAAGAAGAAAAUCGACGCAGAGCAAAGUAUCAAAGAUUGGAAAGCACUCAAGAGUUGAGUGUAGACUAUGAUGUAAGUGACGAAAGUAAAUGUGAGUCUGAAAAAUCUGUAGAACAGUUGAGGAUCGUAUCAAACACCAACGAGCUGAAAAAAAAACGUGGUAAAAAAAGCUUCAUAGAUGAUAGAAUGCUUGCUUGCAUGGAUGCUGGCAAUAUGUCAACCCCACUCGCAAUUCAUUUUAUUAUUGCAACAGCUAAAGCUUUGGGUCACAAUAUUGAAGAUCUGGUUAUUAAUUGUACAAGUUUGAGAAAACAGCGCAAGGAAUAUCGUCGGCGUCAUGGUACAGAAAUUAUUGAGAAUUUCAAGAUCCCUGAUACAUUUGUGUUACACUGGGACGGUAAACUACUUCCUGCAAUGACUGGAAAGGAAAAAGUAGAACGCCUAGCUAUUGUUUUAACGGCAGAUAAUAUAGAAAAAUUAAUUUCCAUCCCAAUUAUUGAAUGUGGAACUGGUGAAGCAAUCGCCCAGUCCAUAUAUAAUUACUUAGAAAAAAUGAAUAUGAUAAAUUCGGUGGAAAUGGUAUGCUUUGACACGACAGCUACAAACACUGGUAAACGUAACGGGGCUGGAAUGUUGCUGGAACAAAAAUUGAAACGUAGCUUGUUGUGGUUGCCAUGCAGGCAUCAUAUUGCAGAAAUCAUACUACGAGCUGUAUUUGAAAUAUAUUUUGGAAAAUCUUGUGGCCCGGAAGUUGCCAUAUUUGAACGUUUUUCGCGGGAAUGGAACACUUUCAAUUUAAAAGAUUUUUCAAUUGGUAUCAUGGAUGAAGAAGUGCGACGUGCUAUAAGUGCAGAGGAAUGUGAAGCCAAUAAAGAAUUUUGCAUCAAAAAUAUAGCAAAAGACCACAUUCGCCAUGAUUACAAAGAGCUAUUGCAACUCAUGUUUAUUUUCUUAGGUGGCAGCAUCCCGAACUUUUCCUUUCGUGCACCUGGCGCGACGUCACAUGCCAGGUUUAUGUCAAAAGCGAUAUAUGCCUUAAAAAUGUUUGCUUUGCAAAAACAAUUUAAAAUGUCUUCCAGCCAUUUGAAUGGAUUCCGCAAUGUGUGUAUUUUCCUGGUGCGUCUUUAUAUUCCGUAUUGGUUUCGAACUACUAAUGCAGUCGAAGCACCAAAUUUGGAUUUGCAGCUGAUAAAAAACAUUGCCGGUUAUUACGACCCAAAAAUAUCUCUAGCCUUAUUAGAUAAAAUGAAAAACCACUUAUGGUAUCUGUCCGAGGAAGCCGUUGGUCUCGCCUUUUUCGAUUCUAAUGUGGACUUAAAUGUGAAAAGAAAGAUGGUUGAAGCACUAGCAUUAGAAAAAGAGUUUGAAAGCAAUGACGACAAUGGCGUUUAUCUUCGUAAAAAUGUAAAUGCCAGCAUUGAAGAAAUGAAAGCAUUCAUAAGUAAAGAUUUAAGUUGUUUUGUAACGCAAAGAACUAGAAAUAUCUUUUCACGAUUGGAAAUAGACGUAAAAUUUUUCAACUUAGAUCCCUCAAACUGGUGCGAAAAUGCAGAAUAUUUAAAAGGUGUUCAAAUUCUCAAAAACGUCACUGCUGUUAAUGAUUCUGCUGAGAGGAAAGUAAAACUAAUAACAGAUUUUAACCGGUCUUUAACUCAUAGCGAAGAAGAUAAACAAUACUUGCUUCAUAUUGUCGAGAACUACAGGCAAAAGUUCCCUUCAUAUACUAAAACUUCGCUUUUGUAAUAUUAUUGAGACAUAUAUUAAUGAUUGAAAUGCAAAUUGUGGAAAAAUUGCGUCAUUUUAUUUUUUCUUUAAUAAAUAAACAGAUAACAGUAAAAAAACCAAGUGUUUUUCUAUAUUUUGAACUUUGACCUCAUUAUGGCACAGGUUGGCACACUCUGAUUGAGUUAAAAAUUUACCACAUGAAUUAUUACAUCGAAUCGCAUAUUUGACCAAUCCCCGUACUCAAAAUUCCAAAAAAAAAAAAUAACGCCAGGUCUAGU
Messenger RNA from Bactrocera dorsalis (oriental fruit fly), 3135 nucleotides. RefSeq lists its product as uncharacterized. Bases 623 to 2875 code for a protein of 750 amino acids. Lineage: Eukaryota; Metazoa; Arthropoda; Insecta; Diptera; Tephritidae. The transcript is spliced from 3 exons. The record is from RefSeq and is a predicted model, not a curated record.